AUGGAAAAUAAUUUCAACUUGGAUGAUUUUGAUCUUAAUCUGAAUAGCAAUCAAUAUUCUGACUAUAAUUCAUAUGUGCAAGGUAAUUCUCCCUCUCAAAAUUUUCAACAGUCAUUUUAUGCUAAUAGUACUGUUUGUGAAGAUGUAGAGGAUAGUGUCCCGGAGACACAACCUCCGAUCAUGACACAUCCGCUGCCUGUCAGACCAAAUCAAAGAAUUCCUGAAGCUGUUGCGUCUCGGAGUUGGUCUAUUCAAGAGGAUGAAGUUCUGGUUGCUGGUUAUAUGACAUAUUGCACCGAUGUAGUAUUGGGAACCGAUCAGAAAGCAAUUGAUAUUUGGAAACAAGUUUCUGCAUACUACGACAAAGUUCAAGAGGAAAGGCCUUACGAAGUUGCUAAAAGAGGCCUCAGAAUGUUAGAAAGUCAUUGGAGAAGGAUAGCUGCAGAUGUACAGCUCUGGGCUGCUUCCUUUGAAAAAGAUGAAGAUUUAUUUGCAAAAAGUGGGAAUAGCAAUGGGGACGUAUACAGUAUCGCCCAGAAGCUUUUCCGCGAUUCUGUAAAAUCAGGACCCAAGAACUUCACAUGUGAGCAUGCUUGGAAGAUGGUUUGUGAUCAACCAAAGUGGAGGCGAAGGAUGAGGUGGGGUAUUUCAAAGGAAGAAAGAGAGUUACGUGACAACGUAGAAGGAACUCCACAAGAUAGUGAAGGCAGUGGCAAGAGAACUAGGCUUGAUGAUGAUGGUAACAAUGUCUUAGGAAGUGGUGAAAGUUUCGUAUCUGGGGGUCUGAAUCGACCAGAUGGUGUUAAAAAAACUAAGGCUAGAAGAAAAGGAAAAGGGGCAUCAUCAUCAGAGGCAGUUUCUAGUUUUGGUGAUAGUUUACAAGCUAACACUGCAAUGAGGCUUCAAGAGAACCAAACCCGCCAAAGGAGACUGGAGUUUGACAUGUUAAGGGAAGCCAGGAUGAAACAGCAAGUGGAAAUAGAGGCGAGGCAUGUUCAAGUUUCUGAGACAAAUGUUGAAAUUGAAAGAAAGAGGCUCGAGAUGGAACCGAUGAAGAUGAAAAAUGAGUUCUUGCAAAUAUUGAUGUCGAAGGGAAAUUUAACUGCAUUUGAAGAACAAACCAAGGAAAGAUUAAUUACGGAGCUUUAUGGUGGUACUAAUUAG
Messenger RNA from Spinacia oleracea (spinach), 1164 nucleotides. Its product is annotated as glutathione S-transferase T3-like. The record is from RefSeq and is a predicted model, not a curated record. NCBI's taxonomy places the organism in Eukaryota, Viridiplantae, Streptophyta, Magnoliopsida, Caryophyllales, Amaranthaceae. The transcript has a single exon. Bases 1 to 1164 code for a protein of 387 amino acids.